Molecule: messenger RNA, 1271 nt
Organism: Oryzias melastigma (Indian medaka)
Lineage: Eukaryota; Metazoa; Chordata; Actinopteri; Beloniformes; Adrianichthyidae
Gene: ftsj1
Product: FtsJ RNA 2'-O-methyltransferase 1
Exons: 11
Coding region: 168-1190 (340 amino acids)
Biological process (GO): tRNA methylation; cytoplasmic translation
Cellular component (GO): cytoplasm
Molecular function (GO): tRNA methyltransferase activity
Source: RefSeq, a predicted model, not a curated record
CAAACAACAGGCGAAAGUAUUUUUGAACAGGCGCUGCGGCCGCACCGCGGGGUCCUUCCACGUGAGCGCGCAUCCUUAGCGGCGAGUAGAACAAAAUAUUUUCUAGCUUGCUCUUCGUUUUCAACCUUUACCUGUGAGCUUAUCAGAGUUUCACAUAAGCGGUCGGCAUGGGACGCUCCUCCAAAGACAAGCGCGACAUCUACUAUCGUCUGGCCAAAGAAGAAGGAUGGAGAGCCAGGAGCGCCUUCAAGCUGCUGCAGCUGGACCAGGAGUUCAACCUGUUCACAGGUGUGAGCAGAGCGGUGGAUCUGUGUGCGGCACCGGGCAGCUGGAGUCAGGUCCUCAGCCGUAAACUCAGGGGCGAUGAGGCGGCUAAGAACGUGAAGAUCGUGGCGGUGGACCUGCAGGCCAUGGCUCCUUUACCGGGAGUCACCCAGAUUCAGGGAGACAUCACAAAGGUAUCCACAGCUCAGGAGAUCAUCCGUCACUUUGAGGGCCAACCGGCCGACCUGGUGGUGUGUGAUGGAGCUCCAGAUGUAACGGGGCUGCAUGACGUGGAUGAGUACAUCCAGGCUCAGCUUCUGCUCGCAGCUCUGAACAUCACCAGCCAUGUCCUGAAGCCAGGAGGAACGUUUGUAGCCAAGAUCUUUCGAGGAAAAGACGUGACUCUGCUGUACUCCCAGCUGAAGAUCUUCUUCUGCAGUGUGACCUGUGCCAAACCCCGCAGCAGCAGGAACUCCAGCAUCGAGUCCUUUGUUGUGUGUCAGAGGUACUGCCCCCCCGACGGUUACGUCCCCAAUAUGUCCAACCCCCUCCUGGACCACUGCUACGACGUGGAUUUUAACCAGCUGGACGGUCCAAACCGCUUCAUUGUUCCCUUUCUGGCCUGCGGUGACCUCAGUGCUUUUGACUCUGACAGGACGUACCCCCUACAGCUUGAUGCGGACACAGAGUAUCGUUACACCCAUCCGCCACAGCCUCCCAUAUGCCCUUCUUACCAGCAGGCCUGCCACCUGCGCAAAAACAACCUGCUGUCCAAAGAGGGCGCUGCAGUCAACACCUCCAGCCAGAGUCAAAGCAAGAGACAACUUCCUGCUAAAGACCUCGACUCUGUCAAAGAAACAGAGAAAAGAACUGAAUCAUCUCCAGGUGUUCAGAUCACCGGAUCAUCUUCUGAUCUGAAGGAUUAACAACUGUCACUAACAGCUGAGGACUUUUAUAUCAAAUAGUAAUUUUAACUUGGUCAAUUAAAAUAUUACAGUGUCGAUGAA